Sebastes umbrosus (honeycomb rockfish) is the source of this 4067-nucleotide messenger RNA. RefSeq names its product Wolfram syndrome 1b (wolframin) (gene wfs1b). The record is from RefSeq and is a predicted model, not a curated record. Gene Ontology annotation, biological process: calcium ion homeostasis; endoplasmic reticulum unfolded protein response. Gene Ontology annotation, molecular function: protein binding. The transcript is spliced from 10 exons. Gene Ontology annotation, cellular component: endoplasmic reticulum membrane; endoplasmic reticulum. Lineage: Eukaryota; Metazoa; Chordata; Actinopteri; Perciformes; Sebastidae. Bases 189 to 3107 code for a protein of 972 amino acids.
CUGACAGACCAGAGUAGUGUGAGUUUGACCACAGAGAGAGAGACAGCAAGACUGAGAGGAGAUCCUACAGGCUGAUUUUACUAAAGCAAAAGGGAAGAAUGACUUGGGAAACGGAAUAGCAAAGAAACUGAGAUAUUCCUCGAGACCUUUUUCACCUGGAGGAUUUAAAAUAAGCUGGUGGUAAAGCCAUGGAUCCGUCGCUGACCGGCAACCCAGCCACCCUAAAACCCAGCCCCUCAUCUCCCUCCACCCUGAGGCCGGGCCUUUCCUCUUCCAGCUCAUCAUCUACCACAACCGCACCAACCUCAGACCGCCCCAAGCCUAAACUCACCAUGCCAACACCUCUAACCACACCCUCAUCUUCUCCCUUCACCGCCUCCCCUCGGACUUCUCCGGGUCUUUCCUCCCGUUCUUCUUCCCUGUCCACACCGCCUGCCUCCCCUCUACGCCAGCCCAUCAGGAGCCCUUCUCAGGUGGGCAGAUCUCAGCUUAAUGCAGCCUCUACGGGGACUGGAUCCACAGCUGCUGCCAUGGCUCCACAGCCUCCUCCCACACCUGAAACAGAAGAGCCAGAGGACGAGGUCACUCUUGAGGAUUUGGAGGAGAGAGCAAAGUCAGGAGAUGCAAAAGCACAGACAAAGAUGGGGCGUUACUUCCUGGCGCUAGCAGAAGAAAGAGACGAGGAGCUGAACAACUGUACGGCGGUCACUUGGCUAGUCCAGGCUGCUAAACAAGGCCGCAAGGACGCCGUCAAACACCUGCAGCAGUGCUUAGCCUCCAGGAAAGGCAUCACUCUGGAGAACUUUGAGGAGGUGAAGAAGUUGUGUACAGAGACGCGCUUUGAGAGAGGAGUCAGGAAAGCCGCUCUGCUAAUGUACUGGAAGUUGAACCCGGAGAGGAAGAAGUCGGUGGCUGUUUCUGAGAUGCUGGAGAACGUUGAACACGUCCACACAGAGCCGGGCAAGCCAGUGUCCCCAGGCCCACUAAACAGAUCUGCCAAGAAACAGAGGAGAGUCCUGGAGAAUAUGGUCACCAGUGAAGCCAGAUGCCAAGUGGGUCUUGAUGAUUUUGUUGAGAUGACUAAGAAGUACGCUCAGGGCGUUGCACCCUCACCAGUCAUGGCUUCGGCAGGAGGUGAUGAUGACGACGACGACGAUGAUGAUGUAGUAGUGAAGAAUCCGGAUAAACUGCCCUUACACCAAAAGCUGCUGAAGUUCCCUCUGUUCGCUUUGCUGGAGAUCAAGGAGCACCUCAUCGACUGGGCGUCACGGGCCGGCAUGCAGUGGCUCAGCGCCCUGAUCCCCACGCACCACGUCAACGCACUCAUCUUCUUCUUCAUCAUCUCCAACCUCACAAUCGAGUUCUUCAUCUUCCUCAUCCCUCUGCUGGUGUUCUACCUCUCGUUCUUCUCCAUGGUCAUCUGCACACUGCGGGUAUUUCAGAAUUCAAAAGCAUGGGAAAACUUCCGGGCCCUGACAGACCUGCUGACUCACUUUGAACCCGGUCUUGAUCUGGAGCAGGCCGAGACCAACUUUGGAUGGACACACUUAGAGCCUUAUCUGUACUUCCUGCUCUCGGUGAUCUUUGUGGUUUUCUCUUUCCCCGUUGCUGAUAAAUCCUGGAUCCCCUGCUCAGAGUUGGCUGCCGUCGCUCUCUUCUUCACCGUCACCGCCUUCCUCAGCCUCCACGCCUCAGCUCAGCUCUUCGCCCGUAAAGCGCUCCUCACAGAGGUCCUCUCCGGAGCGUGCUCCCUCACCCACCUCCUGCCAGACUCCCUCCCCUGGUUCCUCAGGGUCUUUGGGAUGACGUUCGUCUCUGUGCCUAUAGGAGACGUUGUAGUGUUCAACCUGGGGGUGCCGUGUCUGCUGUAUGGACACCUUUUCUAUCUGCUCUUCCGUAUGGCCCAGCUGAGAGGCUUCAAGGGCACCUACCUGUGCCUGGUGCCCUACCUGGUUUGCUUCACCUGGUGUGAGCUCAGCUUGGUGUUCCUUAACAACGCCACUGCAAUAGGACUGAUCCGCACCGGCGUCGGCUACUUCCUCUUAAUGUUCGCCCUUCCUAUACUCUCACUAGGCCUGGCUGCUCUGCUCAUCAUCCAGUUGCUGCAGUGGUUUCUCGCCCUGGAAGUGACCAAGAUGGUGGUCACCUUAACAAUUUGCUUCGUGCCAGUAGUGUUGAGGCUUUGGACUCGCUUCAGCCUCAACCCCAUUGCGGUUUUUCGGUCUUUGUCACGGAGCAGCGUCGUGAAACUCAUCCUGGUGUGGCUCAGUGCCGUGGUGCUCUUCUGCUGGAUGUACGUCUACAGGUCUGAAGGCAUGAAGGUUUAUAACUCCACCCUGACGUGGCCCGAGUACAGCAGCCUCUGCGGCCCUCUGGCCUGGAAAGAGGGCAACAUGGCCCAAACUCAGAUUCUCUGCUCUCAUCUUGAAGGACAUCGUGUCACCUGGACCGGACGUUUCAAAUACGUCCGCGUUACCGACAUCGAGAACGGGCCCCAGUCGGUUAUCAACCUGCUGCCUGUGGUUGUGGGGAACUGGAUGCGGUGUCUGUAUGGCGAGCCGUAUCCUUUGUGUGAGGAGGUAAAAAACAACACAGCUGAGUCCCAGCCUCUGCCCGCUCCGGCUCCUCCUCCAGAAAAUCCCCUCUGUAAACUAAAGAAACUGCCCAAGCACGAAUGUCACAUCAAGCGCUUUGAUCGAUACAAAUUCGAGGUCACGAUGGGCAUGCCGCUGGAGAGGAAGACCAGGAACGGGACGAUCAUAGAGGACGAAGAUGCGACUAAGGACAUAGUCCUGCGGGCCAGUAACGAGUUCAAGUCUAUGCUUUUAUACCUAAACACAGGAAGCGUGGUGGAGUUCAGCACCAUACUGGAGGGCCGUUUGGGCUCUAAGUGGCCCGUGUUUGAACUGAAAGCCAUUCACUGCCUGUCGUGCGCCAACGCCAGCUUACCCAGCCGUAGGCAGUACAAGAUCGAACACGACUGGAGGCGCACGGCUCAGGGCGCCCUGCAGUUUGGUUUUGACUUCUUCUUCAACCCCUUCUUGACCGCUCAGCUAGAGCAACACUCGGAGCCUGAAAUUGAGACUGUGACACAGGAGGGUGGGUAGAGAUCAUCUGGCGACCGCACCUCUAAGAUGUAUAAUAAUGAUAACACUAGUUGAAGAACAUUAUUGAUUGGACAUCACUCUUCUUAACACUGCAAGAGGGUGGACACAUAAUCAGACAUUUGUGGUAUCAGUUCCUGUUGUAAACCUGAUCUUGGGCGAGUGUGUGUGUGUGUUUGCAUUCUUAUAGCUUUUGAGCCAAAACAUGUGAGAACACGUAAUAUAAUGAAAUGAAUUAUACAAAUGGGGAGGAACACAGACUACUAAUGUUUUUAGAAUAAGUAAUUUACUGCCUAACACUAAAGUAAGAAAUCUAAACCUCCUCAGCUGUGGUCAGUUGUGCAUUUCAUCCGACAGCCUGUUAAUGAAGACGUUUUGAAUUUGUUCAUUGUACAAACAUUUUGUGUGCUGAACCCAUUUACAUUUAUCAGACAUUUGUAGCCAAAAUCAUCAGUAUUUCAAUUUUACCGUUUCCCUGUUGAACUGUAUUCUUUGUUGUGUCUGUGGCCGACAAGUUAGAGAAGAAAGGUUUUCUCUUUUUACACAACAGGUUGUAAUGCUGAUGACUUUCCUUUGCUGUCAUGCUUUAAUCAUUUAAUAUUAGACAGUUUACUGUAUGUGCAGUAUGUCAUUGUAAUGGGAAGUUAUUUUUAAGUGCCUUAUAAGACAUAGUCUCAAUUCAAAAGUAAUUUGGAAGAGAAUAGACUAAAUCAAGUCUUUAAUCCUUCACCUUUCAAAAGCUCAGCUGCCUCUGAAGUUAUCCUCUAGUUUAGCUCUGCCUCCUCUGUUCUCUCGGAUCUUUUUCUCCUCUCGCUGUCCUCCUUCUCCUCCCUUGUUUGCCUCCGUCUCUGCUGUGCAGAGAUUUAAUAUAUUGAACAUUUGCAGUCCCUGAGUGAUGAUGUGUUUUAAGUUAGGAUGUCACUACUGUUUUCUUUACUGUGACCCAUAAACAUAAUGAAAACA